Molecule: messenger RNA, 1758 nt
Organism: Rubroshorea leprosula
Lineage: Eukaryota; Viridiplantae; Streptophyta; Magnoliopsida; Malvales; Dipterocarpaceae
Source: the annotation of a GenBank genome assembly
GCAGCCUUGCAUUCCUUCUUCUCAUCCUCUUCCUAGCUCGUCAUGUCCCACGCCAAGUUCAACAAUUAUCCUGCCGAUAGAGAUUUGAUUGCGACGAACAGGCAAUCUCCGGUGUAGCCGGUUGCGCGGCGAGAGCAGAAGAGCAACUCUCUGUUGACGUACGGUUUGCCUCCGGCCAUGGACUCGACCGAUCCUUCUGUAUCUCCUUCGAAUACUCCCUCUUUUCUUUCUCUUUCUUAGACGUUCUUGUUCAUGCCUGUAUAGAUUUUUGGUUAUUUGUGUUGAGUCUUGAGGUUUGAUUCUAAUGUUUGAGCAUUUUGUUUUUAUCUGUGCGUUAAAAGAUGAUGAGUUCUCUGACGGUCGGAGAGUGGAUCUGCGCAGCUUUAAUACCGUUUCUUGCUGUGGCCGAUUUUGUAAUAUCUUCAGUUGCAAACUGCUUUGAGCUCCGACCCCAGUACAAGAAAUGUCACUAUAGUUUCGGAGAUCUGCUUUGCCUUGCCAAUGAAUCCCGAUGUACUUCUCUUUCUGAAUCUCUUGCUUUUAUUUUUUUUUUCCCUUAGGAAUGUCGUUGGAGAUCUUGUUGAUCUGAGAUGUGUUUGGUUGCUGAGAAAAAUAAAGUCACUGUUAAUGAAGUCGAGGCAUUGUAUGAGCUAUUUAAAAAAUUGAGUAGUUCUAUCAUUGAUGAUGGGUUGAUUCACAAGGAAGAACUCCAAUUAGCAUUGUUCCACACUCCAUAUGGGGAGAAUCUUUUUAUUGACCGGGUUUUUGAUCUUUUUGAUGAGAAGAGAAAUGGUGUUAUUGAAUUUGAGGAAUUUGUUCAUUCACUCAAUGUCUUCCAUCCCAAUGCACCUAUGGAAGAAAAAAUUGAUUUUGCAUUUAGGUUAUAUGAUCUGAGAGCAACUGGCUUCAUAGAGCGUGAAGAAGUUAAGCAAAUGGUAAUUGCUAUUUUGAUGGAAUCUGACAUGACGUUGUCAGAUGACCUACUGGAAGCAAUUAUUGACAAGACAUUUGCUGAUGCUGAUGCGGAUGGGGAUGGUAGAAUCGACAAAGAAGAGUGGAAGGCAUUUGUGGUCCGAAAUCCAAACCUCUUGAAGCACAUGACCCUUCCAUAUUUGAAGGACAUUACGACUGUAUUUCCAAGUUUUAUUUUCAACACUGAGGUUGAAGACUAGCAAUAUGAAGGCUUUUCAGAAUGAAGAAUUGAAGACCAAGGUGUUGAAAAUAUUUUCAACCAUCUGGAAUCUGGUUUUAGAAUAAUUGUUGUUUGAUAUUGGAUAAUUAGUGCAAUCAAUCAUUGCUGAAGGAAGGGAAACAGGUAUCAGAAAUAAGCCUUAACUGGGUGCGAACGAGGCCAGAAUGGUUGCAGCGCAAACUUGACAUCAGUGUGGCGUGUAAGCUGAGCCGAUUUAGCUUCCAUAUUUUUGUACAGUGAGCAUGGAUGAAGUCAUGGAGAAUUAGAUUUUUUCAAUUGGUAAGUUUGCUACAUAGGAUCUUGUGUGAAGUAAAUCACAGUAUUAUCGUAAGGUAUGAGGCAGAUUUGACCAAGGCCAAAAGUGAAAUUUGCUCUCCCAUUGAAGGUUUAGUUGAAUUAGUAGUAGUACAUAUUUUUUUGACCUAAUAGUAUUUCUCUCUUUUGGUACCUUUGAGGUUAGCUAUUUGAUACGGUAGACUACUUACUAAAUUUAUGUAUUAUUACUACUAACUUGACAAUAUCAAUAUUCUUUUACAAUAAUUUGUAAAUACAUACUAAUUUACGUA